AUGGGUGAGAGAUGGCAGGUGCCAGGGCAAGCGUGGAUGCUUGUAGAUUCCUCCGAAAUAUGUGGCAGUGAGAACUCAGACGUUGAGUACGACAAGGAGUUCACACCUCACCAGCGGCACCACAAGGAAUUCAAAUUUAAUUUGUCUCAGAUUCCUGAGGGGGAGGCCGUCACAGCCGCUGAGUUUCGAAUCUACAAGGACUGCGUUUUAGGAAGCUUUAAAAACCAAACCUUCCUUAUCAGCAUCUACCAAGUGCUGCAGGAACAUCAGAACAGGGCCUCUGACCUGUUUCUGCUGGACACGCGGGCAGUGUGGGCAUCAGAGGAGGGCUGGCUGGAGUUUGAUGUCACUGCAACCAGUAACAUGUGGGUGAUGAACCCUCAGCACAACAUGGGACUGCAGCUGAGCGUGGUGACCCGGGACGGUUUCAGUGUAAAUCCUAGAGAAGCAGGCCUUGUAGGGCGAGAUGGCCCUUAUGACAAACAGCCUUUCAUGGUGGCCUUCUUCAAAGUGAGCGAAGUUCACCUACGGACCACUAGGUCAGCGACAAGCAGGCGCAGGCAGCAGAGUCGGAACCGCUCCACCCAGACUCAAGACGUUUCCAGGGUGUCAAGUGUCACAGAUUACAACAGCAGUGACUUAAAAACAGCGUGCAGAAAGCAUGAGCUUUACGUUAGCUUCCAAGACUUGGGAUGGCAGGACUGGAUAAUCGCUCCAAAGGGCUACGCAGCCAACUACUGUGAUGGGGAGUGCUCAUUCCCACUCAAUGCCCAUAUGAACGCAACCAAUCAUGCCAUUGUCCAAACUCUGGUUCAUCUUAUGAAUCCUGAUUACGUUCCCAAACCAUGCUGUGCACCUACCAAACUAAAUGCCAUAUCUGUUCUUUACUUUGAUGAUAAUUCUAAUGUAAUCUUGAAGAAAUACAGGAAUAUGGUAGUAAGAGCUUGUGGAUGUCACUGACAAACAGUCUUCACAUGGACUCUGUGAUGCUACCAUGAACUUUGAUACAACCUUCCCUGCUUUCAGGAGCUUGGAGAGAAAAGCAUGUGAUAAACCACCUUUCAGAACACCACGUAUGUGCCUUGUGGGGGGACAGGGUGUAGAGACCACCCCUUGGGGUGUUAACAAACUGCUGGACUUCUUAUAGACUGACCCUACGCCACAGUGGCUACUCAGCUCAGCGGCAGCAGCAAUAUGCCCACACAUGCUUUAUUUGGCUGGGAUGGUCUUAAUCUCACAUAGCAGCUUGGCCUUUAGCAGUUGCUUAGACAUAUGCUGAUUUUUAUCAAAUGGGCUAACAACACCCAAAAAAAGUGAGGUCUUUUUCUUGGGGGUGGGGAGGGAAGACGAGGGGGAGAGGCAGAGAAGCUAAAGAAAGUGUUGGCACUUUGGUCGUAGAGCAUAUGUCUCAUGCAAGAUCGUUUUGCCCAGAAGGACCAGCUACUAUGCCUAGGCUGUUAGUCUCCUCCUGACAGCUGUCAUGACAGUAAGCAUCCAAAAUUGUGCCAAAGUAAAUGUUUCAGUUCUCUUAUGCUCCAAGCACUGUUUAACUCUGAUCCUGCAAGCAUAAGAUGGCUUGGCUGCACCAUGUGUUAGAAACACUACCAGGAACUCAGGCCCUGGCUGGUCUUGCCAGUUCACUCUCUGACUGAGCAGUACAACUUUAUACACUUGUUCUUAUGCAACUUCCUUCCCCUCCCCUCAUGACGUGGCCUCAUCUACUACCAAUUGCCCAGGAAGGAAGUCAGGACACUUCUAAAGCUGUAAUUCAGAUGUAAAAGUUUAGGAGCCAUUCAUUCUCUAGCUGGACAGUUUGUUUACAGGAAGACAGAAUGUCAACAACAUUUGCAACCUUUUCCAUUCAACUCACACAACUAACAAACUGGUUUAAAGGAUAUGCAGUGUAGCCAUGCUUUGUCUAGCAGAAGCUAAUAGCAAAUUGUUUUGAUCAAUAUUAAACUUGUAUUAAAUGCACUUACCUCUACUUGCAUUUAAAAGGCUUCUUGUAAAUACAAGCUAUAAUUUAUUGCACUUGUCACUGUAUAUUCAUUGUUCUGUAUCAUUUAUAGAAAGACUGCUUUUUUAAAAAGUUUUUAUUUAGAAAAAUCUCAGUGUAAACAAUUGUACCACUUUGAUUUUAUACAAGAAACUCAUGAGAUUGUGCUUCACUAGAAAGUUGUUAAAAACGUAAUAAAGGCUUCCUGUAAGGCAGAAGUAUACA
Molecule: messenger RNA, 2221 nt
Organism: Manacus vitellinus (golden-collared manakin)
Lineage: Eukaryota; Metazoa; Chordata; Aves; Passeriformes; Pipridae
Gene: BMP6
Product: bone morphogenetic protein 6
Exons: 7
Coding region: 1-960 (319 amino acids)
Biological process (GO): SMAD protein signal transduction
Cellular component (GO): extracellular region
Molecular function (GO): growth factor activity; cytokine activity
Source: RefSeq, a predicted model, not a curated record